Molecule: messenger RNA, 729 nt
Organism: Mesorhabditis spiculigera
Lineage: Eukaryota; Metazoa; Nematoda; Chromadorea; Rhabditida; Rhabditidae
Source: the annotation of a GenBank genome assembly
AUGUCCCGUGACGAGCUUGUGCAGAAGGCUAAAUUGGCCGAACAGGCCGAGCGUUACGAUGAUAUGGCCGAUGCUAUGCAGAAGGUCACCGAGCAGGGAGACGAACUGUCCAACGAGGAGCGGAAUCUUCUGUCUGUUGCCUACAAGAACGUCGUCGGAGCCCGCCGUUCUUCGUGGCGAGUGAUUUCCUCCAUCGAACAGAAGAAUGCCGACCAUUCCGAGAAACGCUCUCAGUUGGCGAAAGCUUACCGCGAGACCAUCGAGAAGGAGCUGAGCGAUAUCUGCACCACAGUCCUCAACCUCCUCGACAAGCACCUUGUCGCCAAGGCCUCAUCACCAGAAUCGAAGGUCUUCUACCUCAAGAUGAAGGGAGAUUACUACCGAUACCUCGCCGAAGUUGCCCAAGGAGAGGCCCGCUCCGCCGUUGUCGACAAGUCGCAGAACGCCUACCAGGAGGCCCUCGACAUUGCCAAGGACAAGAUGCAGCCCACGCAUCCGAUCCGGCUGGGACUUGCCCUGAACUUCUCGGUCUUCUUCUACGAGAUCCUGAAUGCCCCAGACCGCGCCUGCCAGCUCGCCAAGCAGGCCUUCGAUGAGGCCAUUGCCGAGCUUGACACCCUCAACGAAGACUCGUACAAGGACUCGACCUUGAUCAUGCAGCUCCUCCGUGACAAUCUGACGUUGUGGACUUCUGACGCAGCUGGAGAAGAAGAGACGAAUGAAGAUGCC